AGUCUAUAGAGAGACUAAUACAAUGAAAUGUAUAGUACAAAAAAACAGUAUCCAGGUUCCAUGCGCAUAAAAUAUCCAUAUUUAAUGAACGUAAUAUCUAUUUCUGCUUAUUGGCUAGAUACCACCUACUCUUUGUUCAUUCAAAAACUCUCAAGAUGUUUUUGGUUCAUUUUCAAUUGUCUCAAAGAAAUGAAUAAACGUGAUGGGAGGGUGUAAAUUGUAAACGAACUUUGAAAAUAUGUCAACAAAUAAUGGGGACGAUAGAAGCAUACACUGUGAAGAGUACAAUACAAUUAGUGACGUGCCUGGAAGGUGGUGUGUUUAUGCAUUCUAAAAAUGCACCAAAUAUUGGUGUUAUACGUUACAUAAACUAAUGGUGUUAAUAUUUUCAACCAAAAUUCAUGGACUAUUAAAUCCUCUCUGAUUAAUAUGGAGGAGCUCCGACUUUGCUUGAGGAACCUGAAGGCAACACCUAUUUUGGCGCGUGUCGCUUUCCAGGGUGCUGAACGACAUCUUACGGGAACUUUCUCAAUUAGGUAGCAACUUUUCUUAUUUUUGCCGAUAGAUAUUUAGUAAUAGAUUUAUUUACAAUUUUCCUGGAAAAUAAUGUGGGCAUGUAAGAGCAAAAGACAGUUAAAAACUUAGUUGUACGCUAGGUUACUUUACAGCUGUAACAGGAAGCUAGACGAGUUGUAUAGAAAACAAGCUAACAUUAGCUAACUAUCAUAAAGCUAAGCUAGCCAAAAAGCUGUGUACAGUUAUUGCUAAACUGACCAAGCAAUAGAACAUAAACUGGCUUGACUCUUCAAGUCUAUCCAACAGAAUUAACCCAGCACCUGUUGACUUUCGAGAACAAAGUAAUACCCCCCUCUGAGGUUAGCUGGAUGAGCUAUUUUUCUCAAGCCACCACAAUGAGGAGACAGGAAAACCAGCCACCCAGGCAAACAGCAGUCUGCCUGUCUGUGCCGCUGUUCAACCAAAAGAAAAGAAACAGGGUUCCUCUGACUUCUGCUCCCUCUGAGAACGAAUUCUUCUCCCACAGUGAAUACAAUGCAAGCACCAGCUCAGCUGCACCUCACAGCACUUCAGGUACAUUUGGAUGUUACCAGGCCUCAGGUACGGCCUCUAGUGCUGCACAAAGCCACCAGUGGAAAAGGCAGGACAUCCCACAAUCUGCUCCACCCCAGCAGUAUGUCAGCAACAGACCUGCUCCAGGCCCGGCACCUGCAAUAAGAACAUUUAAACCCAUACCACAUCCAUACAAAGUUGGAGGCACAAGCUCUCAGAUGGGACAGCCCAGCAACUCAGGGAGAGCGAGGGAGUUCAGCCCGAGUGUAAACUCCACACAGAGCAAAUUUAAAGAUCACCACAUCAGUGCGAGUGCACCAAUGAAGCCAACGCCCCAUACUGGGUUCUCUCCAAUGGCUCAGCAGUCAUCCUACAGACAGCCCUCUCCCACAAAUCAGUAUACCAAACAGCCGAGACCUCUGCCUGCUCCUGUCCCCCCACCCAGCAGGCCCUCUGCUCCACAUGCAGCGCAGCCACAAAAAAACUCCUGGAACUUUACCAACAGCUUUGGCCCGCAGAGACUGCUCUUUGAGGAAAACAGCAGCACAAUUAAAUCUCAGGCUGCAAAACAAUCUCACAACCAGCAGGACAGAUUUCCGACGAAGCCGGCCUUCGAGAACUCACUGAGGAUCCUGACUUCAGUCAUUAGUGGCAUGAGACACUGGAGCCAGUUUAAAGACAAAGUCCCAUACUUAUUUGAGAUAUUUGCUACUCUAGACUCUGCGGUCACACUGGGUCGCCACGGAGCCAAGAACUUCCUCAUGAGAGACGGGAAGGCGGUAGUGCAGUGUUUCUUCUAUGAAACUGAACAGGAACUGCCCCGUCUGAUCCGUGGUCAGGUGCAUCGCUGUGUCGGAAACUAUGACCGCAGCAGAGAUGUCCUGAUGUGUGUGUCCGUCCGACCCGGCCUGCCCUCAGAGCUCAGGAACGCUCAGGAGGCUGUGAAGGCCUGCGAUGCAGAGAUGAGAGUGCUGGUCAAAUUACUCACUGAGGUCUAAACUAAAUUACUGGAGUACAAGACCGAUCAGGAGAAAGUAAACUAGUAUUUGAUGAGGUGCUAUAUAGUAAUAGAUAACGGUAGUUAAAGGUAGUCGUUUAAAAAGAAUGUUUUAUGUAUUAUUAAAGUUAGUUUUACCUGUAAAGAGUGCUGUUGUGCUGUUAUACUGAACUUUAAUAGUUGAAUUCUUUUGCAAAGGCCUGGCAUUGAUGUUCUUGUAAUU
Molecule: messenger RNA, 2288 nt
Organism: Eleginops maclovinus (Patagonian blennie)
Lineage: Eukaryota; Metazoa; Chordata; Actinopteri; Perciformes; Eleginopidae
Product: spermatogenesis-associated protein 22
Exons: 8
Coding region: 885-2066 (393 amino acids)
Biological process (GO): homologous chromosome pairing at meiosis; gamete generation; meiotic DNA repair synthesis
Source: RefSeq, a predicted model, not a curated record